AUGAAAUUUUUAUUAUCUUUAAUUAUUGCUUUUUUAACAUUUUCAAAUCAAUGCUUGUCUCAAUCCUCAAACUCUGCUUCAUCUUCAUCCUCGUCAAGUUGUCCUGAACAUUAUUCUGGUGAAAAUUGUGAAAUUUUAAAUCAUUAUUCAAACUAUUAUUAUGCUGCACCACCAGAACCUGAUACAAUAGAGUUUAUUGGUUUAUUUGGUGAUACUCAUAACAAUUUAGAAAUUACAAUUGGUGGUCAUAAUUGUGUAAUUAGAAAUGUAAAUUAUUAUAGAGUUAGUUGUUUUUUAGAUUAUUCAUUGAAUUUAUACCAAUUAUAUGAUGUUGAAAUUACACAAAAUAAUAUAACAUGGUUCCAAGAAGAUUUCUAUGGACCUUUGAUUGAAGAUUGUGGUAAUGGUCAAUUUUAUAUGGGCGCAUGUCAAUGUUAUCUUGGAUGGACUGGUCAAAAUUGUAAUAUUGAAGCAUUACCAUUUGUUACUACUGUUACACCAGUUUCAGUAGAUGGUGGUGUUUUUACUCUCACUGGUUGGUUUGGAAGUGAUCAAACUGAAUAUUCAUUUGAAAUUGGUUUAAAUAAAGUUAAAAUUCAUUUGACCCAAUCAGAUAAAAUCAUUGGAUAUGUCACUCAAGGUCCAAAUGGUUUUGCUGGAAAUCAAGAUAUUAAAAUUUACAAUUCAAAUAAUGUUUUAGUAUACACUGGUGUUAAUCAAUUCUUAUAUGAUCCAAACCUUUGUUUUAAUAAUUGUUUUAAUAUGGGUACUUGUAAUAAUGGAGUUUGUGAAUGUUUCCAUCCAUGGAUUGGAGAUUUUUGUUCUCAUACUAUUGAUUCCAAUUUAUGUCAAUGUUCAAAUUAA
Molecule: messenger RNA, 864 nt
Organism: Dictyostelium discoideum AX4
Lineage: Eukaryota; Evosea; Eumycetozoa; Dictyosteliales; Dictyosteliaceae
Exons: 1
Coding region: 1-864 (287 amino acids)
Source: RefSeq, a predicted model, not a curated record